AUAUAUGUUUUAUGGGGAGGUAGCGAGCUUAUAUGAAAUAGAUAGUGCACAAAAUAAAUAAAACGAAAGCGAAAGGAAAACAAGAUUAAUUCAAAGAAAAGGUUUGAAUAGAGUUUGUUUGAGUGGGUGUGGAUUCAUUAUUUGAAAUCCCACUUCUUUGUCUCUUACUCUUUUGCUUUUAAAUUUGUUUUUCGUUUGAUCCCAUGUUCUUAAUAUUGCUCAAUCUGAUCAUACGCUUUUGUCUUCUGUGGCACCCUCAGAUCCAUCAAAACUAAACUUUUUCUUCUUCUUCUUUUGCUUUUCAUUUACCCUCGCCAUCUCCAUAUAACAUAUUAGACAAGAAAAUGGGCACAGGUUGGAGAAGAGCCUUUUGCACCACUAUUCCAAGAGAUUCAGAUUCCACUUCCAUUUCAGAUAAGCAGCACCAAGCAAGUCCUAGUCCCACCACAAAAACUAGCUGUGCUAAAUUAGGGUUUCUCUCCGGGGGAAGCAACCCAACUACACCUCGUCUACACUCCCAAUCUGCUGCUUCUAGUCCAAGCUUGCGUUGCAGAACCGCUUCCACUAAUGCCGAUCAUCACUCAUCUUCAACCAAUGAAACUCCAGUGCUCCGCUGUAAAACCACACCUAAAUCAGCUAAAUUUUCAAAUCCAACUUCUCCUGGAUCUCCUCUCAAGCUCUCUCUCUUCAAGAACAGCUUCAAGUUCAGGAGUAGCUGUGGAAUCUGCUUGAAUAGUGUGAAAACAGGUCAAGGCACGGCAAUAUACACAGCAGAAUGUUCACACGCUUUUCACUUUCCUUGCAUAGCUUCACAUGUCCGUAAAAAUGGCAGUCUCGUGUGCCCUGUCUGCAACUCUACUUGGAAAGAUGUUCCUCUGCUUGCUAUUCAUAAAAAUCUCCACAAUCCUGAUACUGAAAACGACACCGUUGAUAACCCCACCACCACCAGUGCAACUAAACUCAAAGUUGAAGAGAAGAACGUUGUUGUUAUAGAAUCUUCACCCCGUCUUCAACAACCGGUAACUCCUAAAAAAAUCUAUGAUUCAAGAUCUUAUGAUGAUGAUGAGCCAUUGCUUUCACCUACAGCCGGUGGCAGAUUCAUUACGAUUCCUGAAGCUGAUAAUGAGAACGUUGAAGAGGAAGAGGAGGAUGACGUGGAUGAAUUUCAAGGAUUUUUUGUUAAUCCGACGCCGUCUUCUUCAGUCAAACUGGAUGAUACCAAUAAUAUUUCAAGAAAUGUUCAGGUCAGACUAUUGCCUGAAGCGGCUGUUGUAUCCGCCGGACGCGGUUACGAAACUUAUGCUGUGGCAUUGAGAGUGAAAGCUCCACCACCGCCGCAGCAGAGCUCCCCACGGAGUCACACCAAUACGGCGUCGCUUCUGGAUCGUUCACAUAGAGCGCCGAUUGACUUGGUGACAGUUCUUGACGUCAGUGGAAGCAUGACCGGAGCUAAACUGCAAAUGCUAAAACGCGCCAUGCGUUUAGUUAUUUCAUCAUUGGGCUCGGCUGAUCGUCUCUCAGUUGUAGCUUUCUGUUCUGUUCCUAAACGGCUAUUGCCUUUACAAAGGAUGACGGCUCAAGGUCAGCGCGCGGCUCGUCGUAUUGUCGACCGGCUUGUUUGUGGUCAAGGUUCAAGCCUUGGUGAUGCUUUGAGAAAAGCUACUAAGGUGCUUGAAGAUAGACGGGAACGAAAUCCAGUUGCCAGCAUCAUGUUAUUAUCAGACGGUCAAGAUGAGCCUGUUCAAACCAACACCGCAAAUCAACGGCAUGGAUCGAGCCACAUGUCCUCAACGCGAUUUGCUCAUAUAGAGAUCCCGGUACACUCUUUUGGGUUUGGACAAAGUGGCGGCUACAGUAAUGAGCCGGCUGAGGAUGCAUUUGCUAAAUGUGUUGGUGGUCUGUUGAGUGUGGUGGUGCAAGAUUUGAGAGUCCAACUCGGCUUUUCUUCCGGCUCCGCUCCAGCUGAGAUAUUAGCAGUUUACACAAGCAAUUCCAGGCCUACCGUGCUCAGCUCCGGCUCCAUUCGGCUUGGUGAUUUGUACGCUGAAGAAGAGAGAGAAUUACUCGUGGAAUUAAGGGUCCCAUCAUCUGCAGUUGGGACCCACCAUGUGAUGUCUGUUCGUUGCCUUUACAAAGAUCCAGCUUCUCAAGAAGUUGUAUACGGACGUGAUCAGGCAUUAUUAGUACCACGUCCUCACGCCGUUCGAUCAUCAGCUCCUAAAAUCGAACGGCUCAGGAAUCAUUUCAUCACCACCCGAGCCAUAGCCGAAUCCAGACGGCUCGUCGAGAACAACGAUUUCACCAGUGCUCACCAUUUGCUGGCUUCAUCUCGAGCGUUGAUCUUGCAAUCCAGCUCAGCCUUAGGUGAUGAGUAUGUUAGAGGUUUAGAGGCUGAGCUGGCGGAAUUACAUUGGAGGAAACAGCAUCAAAUGGAAAUCCAGCAGCAGCAGCAGAUGAUGAUCCAACGGCGGAGGGGUAACGAGAGGGAUUCAAAUACAACGGUGGUAAUCGACGAGAACGGGGAGCCACUUACGCCGACAUCAGCUUGGAGAGCAGCUGAGAAGCUGGCUAAGGUAGCCAUGAUGAAAAAGUCGUUGAAUAAAGUGAGCGAUUUACACGGCUUCGAAAAUGCAAGAUUUUAAUAUAAUGAUGACUUAAUAAUAAUAAGAAAUUGAAGAAUUGAUUUUGAGAAAAACAAAUUGUGGAUUAUAAUUACAAAAUGAUGUUAUUAAAAUGGGAACAAUAACAACCUGAUAGGGCACUUUCUGCAAAAGGAAAAUGAUUAGGAUUAAUGUUUUGUUUAGUUUCUCUUAAUUUCAUAUCAAAAUUGUAAUCCACAAUCUAUUUCAAAAAAGGUUGUAAAUGGUAGUGCUAUAAGAUGGAGUUUUACCUUUA
This is a messenger RNA of Mercurialis annua (annual mercury), 2895 nucleotides long. RefSeq names its product E3 ubiquitin-protein ligase WAV3. The transcript has 2 exons. The coding region runs from base 345 to 2642 and encodes 765 amino acids. The record is from RefSeq and is a predicted model, not a curated record. Lineage: Eukaryota; Viridiplantae; Streptophyta; Magnoliopsida; Malpighiales; Euphorbiaceae.